ACGGAAAAAAUAUAAAAUCGCAUAAAUCUCUCUCUCUCUCUCUCUCUCUCUCGUUUUGGGGAUGGCGGUGAGGAUAUCAGUGGAGAAGCUAGAUUUGAAUUCCAAUUCCAAAUCUUCGAGAAAACUCACCACCCUCCAAUCCUCUGCAGGAUUACCUAAGAAGACAAAGCCUCCAACUUUGUUUAGUUUGUGCCUAGGAGUUGUCGGGAAGCAUUUGGAGGAUAUCAUUGAAGACUUGGGUGAGAUUGCCAUCAACUUUCCGGCAGAUACUAAGAUGGCAAUUGCAGCAAUUGCAAGGAGAAGAAGGCUGCUCAAUGAUGAAGUCAUCAUCUCUUUGGCUGAUAGUUCCUGGGAAGUUCUUGACAUUUCUGGUUCAGAUGUCUCUGAUCUUGGCUUAGUGAAAGUGGUGGAAACAUGCAAAUUUCUCCGAGCCGUGGAUAUUAGUGGGUGCUAUAAAAUUACUACCACUGGAUUUUCUGAACUUGUGGAGAAUUGCCACUCAUUAGAAACAUUAAGAUGCGGAGGUUCCCCAAGGAGUGACUACACUGCACGUAGAUGCUUGGGUCUAUUUAAACCAAAGCUGAUUGACGCAGAUGGCGAUUCAUGGGAGGAGCUUGAUGCCGCAGAAAUUGCAAAUGGUGCAGGGUCACUGCGCUGGCUUGUGUGGCCAAAGAUUGAUAAAGAUUCUUUGGAGAUUUUGUCCACUGAAUGUCCACGCAUUAUGGUAAAUCCCAAGCCAUCAUCACCCUUUUGUUUCAGGGGAGAUGCAGUACCAAGGGAAGCAUUGCCAAAUAUUACAUUGGAUGAUCCUGUUGUCAAGGAUAUUGAUCCAACAACAUGGGCAGUGUGUGGGUUUAAUCCAAAGACUCUCUCUUCUCCAUCUCUUUCAAGCCGCCCUGAAUUGUCUGUUGCUGAAAAAUUUAGACUUGCAUUUGUGGAAAGAGACACUCGGUUAGCACCGAAGCGAGCAAAGAACGCAAGGCAACACCAGCGGCGUGCAGAGAGGGAGUGGAUGAUGACGGAUACAAGAGCCAAGGCAGUAGCUCUGGCCUCACAAACCAGCAAAUCUCUACACAGUUGGAACUAAUGUCCUACCAUUUACAACAUUCUAUUAUGCUGUAUUACCCUGUAAUGUGCUUGCUUUUGACUGUACAGUAGUAUUUAUUUUGAUUGAAAAGGGAGUGUUUGGAGAUGAAGAAUGUUUCCCAACAAAUUUGUAUACCGGACAAACAAUAUUUAUAAUCGACGACCAUAAAGAGGACGAUUUUUCUUCACUAA
Messenger RNA from Alnus glutinosa, 1278 nucleotides. RefSeq lists its product as uncharacterized. Lineage: Eukaryota; Viridiplantae; Streptophyta; Magnoliopsida; Fagales; Betulaceae. The coding region runs from base 62 to 1087 and encodes 341 amino acids. The transcript has 6 exons. The record is from RefSeq and is a predicted model, not a curated record.